UUCAUGCCAGAUGUGAGCUCUAUGUAGAUAUUCUGUGUAUGUUUAUCUUUAUAGUGAUUUUCAUGAUUUGUUUUUACGGUUGAAGUUAUUUAACUUGAAUAUAAAUUUUUUUUUAACUACCUACGUGAUACGAUAAUUAAAUUCAUGUGACUAAAUGUUUGUUUUCAAAUAAAUAAUUCAGACAUUUUAAAGUGUGAACCGGCGUCACGUCCAAACAUAAAUGAUGAGUGCGUAUAUUAACACUCGCAAUGACAACGGACAUCACCACUGAUGGUCAGUUUCCGGAUCAACCAGAUUCAUUACAUCCGUUAGAUAAUUGUUUGUCUGCAGAGAUUGAGUCUAAUAGCGGCAUUAGUUCAGGACCAGUAUCUCCUAAUGAACUGAAUGAAUCUUCAGGAAUAUCUGAAAUAAAAUUAACCGAGGGAAAAAAAUUGAACAAUAAAAAGAAGCGAAAAUUGAUAUCGCUUGAGUGCUUAGAAUGCGGACAGACCUUUAAACAGCAGCGCACAUUCAAAAAGCAUUUAUUGCGCCACGUGAAACAACCUCUUGUAGCCACGCAGCGCUGCGAUCAAUCUCAAUUGUAUAGCGAAGCGCUGCGCCGCAGCACUCGAUUGUCCACUAAGCCGAUGCCUGCAGCAGCAGGCAACGGUUUAAAGUUGAAAAUCAAGCUGGACGGUUCGGGUGACGGAAAUAAUUUUGAAGUUGUGCAAUACGAAGAAUCAGGUACGGGGCAACUUGCCGACGAAUUGAGUAAUCACAGCAGCACGGCAACAAAUAGCGUAGCCGGAGAGAACACGCGGGACCACAAUCUAGAACAGGGAAAUGAUGAAUCAUCAAGAGAUGCACAAUCAGACACGUCGGUGACAAAUACCAACAAUAGUGCACAAGUAGCACUAACUAGUAUAGCAAAUGCAAUAACAGGACAAGAAGAGGGAAAUAGUUCAAGCAAUAUUUCCCAAAAUGAAGAAGUUGAAGAGAGCCUAGCAAGUAUUUUGUCAAAAUCUAUACAAGACGAUGAGAAUUCAUCAGCGCCAGCUAUCGAUCCUUUUCAUGGCAUACUCGAAGAGCAGGAAGAACAAGAACGCGCUAUCAAUGCAGGUGGUCUUCGUGUGCUAACAUUGACUCCGCAGACAUCAGCGUCUCAAUCUUCAACACCUUCAUCUCCUCAAUCAACAUUUAUUAAGGAAAAUACUAGUCCAGCUUAUUUUCCUACCCAGGCACCAGGUUUGCCCUGUCGACUGGGAGAGAACGUCAUGGUGGAACUGAAUACAACAAUGUUAACACCCAGGAGCAUGGACUCACCAUCAGGAGGAACCAGUACUCCUCCAACAUCGAGUACAGAUCAUGGAAAAUUGUUGCAUCAAAUGCUUAGCGAUAAUAAUAAUCAGAAUGCUAAUGGAUCAUCGCAGAGUGAAUACAUACCUUUAGAUAAACUGCCUAUUCAACACAUCUGUGCAACAUGCAAUCUAGGUUUCUCUAAUAUGCCAGCAUUUGAAGAGCAUUGCCGGACACAAGGACACGUUUUUCCUGUUUCUACUGCUUCUUGCAGCAAUAUUGGAAAUACUGCUCCAGCCUACACACAACUCCAAACUCCUGCUCAACAACAACAGCAACAACAAUCUCUAUUCCAACCACAAUACACAACUCUGCAACCUUCUCAAUAUACUUCUGCACCUCCGCCGUAUAAUGGAUCUAUAUCUUCGCAACAGCAAUUUGGAACAAUGGCUGGGCAUCAGAUGCCAUACGGACAACCAGCUGUUCCUAUGGAACAACUUGCGCAGCAAGUUAGAAAUAUGCCAGUACCGCCUCAUAGCCAGCAGCCGCAUAAUAACAUGGGCAUUAGGUACAUGACACAGCAAAAUAUGAUGCCAAGUUUAACAUCUCAACAACCAUCUCAACAAGGUGGAUUGCCUCAACCUGGCCAACCAAAUCAACCUCCUUAUGGGAUGCCUCCUUCUGCGUCUAGUGCGCCAAUAUCGCAGCAUCAACAACAAAGCCACCCACAGCCAUAUUCUAGAUUGACCACACCUUAUAGGAUGAGGUCGGCAGGAAGCGGACCGUAUCCGCAACAACAAUUUUACCCUCAGCAACCGCAGAGAGCGCCUUAUCAGAGAUAUGCGCCACGAAUGGUUAAUGGUGUACGGCACUCCGGUCCAAUGGGAAGCAGACCGACAGCUAUGGGCCCUGGAGGUGGAAGGCCAUUGAAAAGGCCAAACGCACAAUCGUCAAUGCGACCUGCUGUAGCAGCAACGGCCACGACUGGCGGGCCGAAGUUAAGGAAAAUGUCAGAUUUACUUUUACCUUCAAAUAAUGAGAGUGAUGAUUGCAGUCUAAUAUCUGUACAAAAUGCAGACCCAACCCUACCAGUGAUACAAAACGUUCAUGGUAAUGCAAAUACUUCUUCUACAUUACCUAAAGAAGCAAUUCGUUUAUCAGACCAAAUAACUCUGAGUGUUCGAAACAAAGAGCCUGUGGCAGCUUCAAACAAUCAGCCACGAAGCAAAGAAGCUAAGGCAGUCGCCAGUAUUUUAGCUCAGCGCGGGAUUACUGUCACUACAGGUGCAAAUGGCAGAAAAAAUGGCUCUUCCACAGAGUCUCAAGAAUCGAGACAGGAAGUUAGUCUCAAUUUAAACAAUGCGGUAUCUCUGAUUCCAACAAACAAAAGCGGUAAUAAAUCAAUUGUGGCUACUGUUGAUUUAACCGAUGAUAAGCCUCAACCAAAAGAAGUUUUUGCAGCUGGCAGCAAAUUAUUGAAUUGUCAACUUUGUAAUAAACAAUUUUUGAAACAAGCUGCUCUCAACCUACACGUCGUCAAGAAUCACCCUUCAGUGAAACUGCCAUAUAGAUGUGGAGAAUGUACUGCAAAAUAUCCCACAUUGGACGGCUUGACGGCCCAUCAAAGAGCCUAUCACGUGCCAUCGGCGGAGCUUGGUUUACCUGUUGUAGAUUUAUCUAGACAGAGUACUUUAACAGCAUUAGCAAAUUUGGGCAUUUCUAACUAUGUUCCUCUGUCCAGUUUGGACCAUCAAGCUGGUUCUUAUUAUGGAAUUCCUAUUGUCUCAGUACAAGUUGCGCAAAACUCAGCUUCUUCAAAAUUACAUGCUUUGGGCGCAUCUGAUAUACUCAGUUUAGGACCUCUUAAACAAUUACCUCGAUAUCAACAGAAUUAAAUUGUUGGAAUUUUA
Ctenocephalides felis (cat flea) is the source of this 3185-nucleotide messenger RNA. RefSeq lists its product as uncharacterized. The record is from RefSeq and is a predicted model, not a curated record. Gene Ontology annotation, molecular function: RNA polymerase II cis-regulatory region sequence-specific DNA binding; DNA-binding transcription factor activity, RNA polymerase II-specific. Gene Ontology annotation, biological process: regulation of transcription by RNA polymerase II. The transcript has 12 exons. The coding region runs from base 249 to 3170 and encodes 973 amino acids. NCBI's taxonomy places the organism in Eukaryota, Metazoa, Arthropoda, Insecta, Siphonaptera, Pulicidae.